Molecule: messenger RNA, 5375 nt
Organism: Gorilla gorilla gorilla (western lowland gorilla)
Lineage: Eukaryota; Metazoa; Chordata; Mammalia; Primates; Hominidae
Gene: AFAP1L2
Product: actin filament associated protein 1 like 2
Exons: 20
Coding region: 408-3029 (873 amino acids)
Biological process (GO): inflammatory response; positive regulation of epidermal growth factor receptor signaling pathway; regulation of interleukin-6 production
Cellular component (GO): cytosol
Molecular function (GO): SH2 domain binding; SH3 domain binding
Source: RefSeq, a predicted model, not a curated record
GCAGGGGUGGGGGAACAAUCUUGGAGGCCCACCCAAGCCCGGCCUCCCGGAGCCUCCCCCAGAGUUUGGGAACGUCCCAGUCUCGUUCCCUCUCGACGCCCCCGGAGUCAAGACGUGAAGGGAGUGCCAAGGCGGCCGGGGGCGGCGAGCGGGGCCGCGGGCGCGCACCGACUCAGCCGACUGUCAGCCUCGGCGGGCCGGAGUUCUCCGGCGCUGAGACAGGGGCGCUAGGGGCGAGCCCUGGCGGGGGCCGGGUCCGAGGACCCUGGGCGCGGCGGCCCCGCCAGGAGGUCCGGCCGCGAGCGUGACCUCACGGGGAGGGGCCAGCGCGGCGGCCUGGGCGCUGAGCCGAGCGCCGGGAGAGCAGCGCCGAAGCCGAGCCGCGAGGAGCGCACUCCGUGGCCCCAAUGGAGCGGUACAAAGCACAGGGGUGUUGCUGUCUGGUGGUACAGAGAAGGAUCCGGCAGGUUUCUGCGUCCCUGGAACAGCUGCUGACAGAGUUGGAUGACUUCCUCAAGAUUCUUGACCAGGAGAACCUGAGCAGCACAGCACUGGUGAAGAAGAGCUGCCUGGCAGAGCUCCUCCGGCUUUACACCAAAAGCAGCAGCUCUGAUGAGGAGUACAUUUAUAUGAACAAAGUGACCAUCAACAAGCAACAGAAUGCAGAGUCUCAAGGCAAAGCGCCUGAGGAGCAGGGCCUGCUGCCCAAUGGGGAGCCCAGCCAGCACUCCUCGGCCCCUCAGAAGAGCCUUCCAGACCUCCCGCCACCCAAGAUGAUUCCAGAACGGAAACAGCUUGCCAUCCCAAAGACGGAGUCUCCAGAGGGCUACUAUGAAGAGGCUGAGCCAUAUGACACAUCCCUCAAUGGUCACUCUGGCGGAUUUCUCCCCACUGGAGUCCCCAGAUGGGUGCAGGUGCCUGAAGGAGUCAUUUAUGCCACGAUCACCUUGGAGGACGGAGAGGCUGUGAGCAGCUCCUACGAGUCCUACGAUGAAGAGGACGGCAGCAAGGGCAAGUCGGCCCCUUACCAGUGGCCCUCGCCGGAGGCCGGCAUCGAGCUGAUGCGUGACGCCCGCAUCUGCGCCUUCCUGUGGCGCAAGAAGUGGCUGGGACAGUGGGCCAAGCAGCUCUGUGUCAUCAAGGACAACAGGCUUCUGUGCUACAAAUCCUCCAAGGACCACAGCCCUCAGCUGGACGUGAACCUACUGGGCAGCAGCGUCAUUCACAAGGAGAAGCAAGUGCGGAAGAAGGAGCACAAGCUGAAGAUCACGCCGAUGAAUGCCGACGUGAUUGUGCUGGGCCUGCAGAGCAAGGACCAGGCUGAGCAGUGGCUCAGGGUCAUCCAGGAAGUGAGCGGCCUGCCUUCCGAAGGAGCAUCUGAAGGAAACCAGUACACCCCGGAUGCCCAGCGCUUUAACUGCCAGAAGCCAGAUAUAGCUGAGAAGUACCUGUCAGCUUCAGAGUAUGGGAGCUCCGUGGAUGGCCACCCUGAGGUCCCAGAAACCAAAGACGUCAAGAAGAAAUGUUCUGCUGGCCUCAAACUGAGCAACCUAAUGAAUCUGGGCAGGAAGAAAUCCACCUCACUGGAGCCUGUGGAGAGGUCCCUCGAGACAUCCAGUUACCUGAACGUGCUGGUGAACAGCCAGUGGAAGUCUCGCUGGUGCUCUGUCAGGGACAAUCACCUGCACUUCUACCAGGACCGGAACCGGAGCAAGGUGGCCCAGCAACCCCUCAGCCUGGUGGGCUGCGAGGUGGUCCCAGACCCCAGCCCUGACCACCUCUACUCCUUCCGCAUCCUCCACAAGGGCGAGGAGCUGGCCAAGCUUGAGGCCAAGUCUUCCGAGGAAAUGGGCCACUGGCUGGGUCUCCUGCUCUCUGAGUCAGGCUCCAAGACAGACCCAGAAGAGUUCACCUACGACUAUGUGGAUGCCGAUAGGGUCUCCUGUAUUGUGAGUGCGGCCAAAAACUCUCUCUUACUGAUGCAGAGAAAGUUCUCAGAGCCCAACACUUACAUCGAUGGCCUGCCUAGCCAGGACCGCCAGGAGGAGCUGUAUGAUGACGUGGAACUGUCGGAGCUCACAGCUGCGGUGGAGCCUACCGAGGAAGCCACCCCUGUUGCAGAUGACCCAAAUGAGAGAGAAUCUGACCGAGUGUACCUGGACCUCACACCUGUCAAGUCCUUUCUGCACGGCCCCAGCAGUGCACAGGCCCAGGCCUCCUCCCCGACGUUGUCCCGCCUGGACAAUGCAACUGAGGCCCUCCCUGCAGACCCAGGCCCAGGUCCCACCCCAGAUGAGCCCUGCAUAAAGUGUCCAGAGAACCUGGGAGAACAGCAGCUGGAGAGUUUGGAGCCAGAGGAUCCUUCCCUGAGAAUCACCACCGUCAAAAUCCAGAUGGAACAGCAGAGAAUCUCCUUCCCACCGAGCUGCCCGGAUGCCAUGGUGGCCACCCCACCUGGUGCCAGCCCACCUGUGAAGGACAGGUUGCGCGUGACCAGUGCAGAGAUCAAGCUUGGCAAGAAUCGGACAGAAGCUGAGGUGAAGCGGUACACAGAGGAGAAGGAGAGGCUUGAAAAGAAGAAGGAAGAAAUCCGGGGGCACCUGGCUCAGCUCCGGAAAGAGAAACGGGAGCUAAAGGAAACCCUACUGAAAUGCACAGACAAGGAAGUCCUGGCCAGCCUGGAGCAGAAGCUGAAGGAAAUUGACGAGGAGUGCCGGGGCGAGGAGAGCAGGCGCGUGGACCUGGAGCUCAGCAUCAUGGAGGUGAAGGACAACCUGAAGAAGGCUGAGGCAGGGCCUGUGACGUUAGGCACCACCGUGGACACCACCCACCUGGAGAACGUGAGCCCCCGCCCCAAAGCUGUCACACCUGCCUCUGCCCCAGACUGUACCCCAGUCAACUCUGCAACCACACUCAAGAACAGGCCUCUCUCGGUCAUGGUCACAGGCAAAGGCACUGUACUCCAGAAAGCCAAGGUAAGCAGUCACUCCCAGCCUCCCUUGGGGCCAGCAGAAAUGUCACUAAGGUAGGGGCCCAUCUUCUGACCCAGGUGGUGCUUUUGGCACCAGCUCUGAGCAAGGGCUCGGCACUCACCAAGGAGUGGCCAUGCCUUCAGCUCAGUCUCUGGCACUGACCAACCAGAAAGGUGCCUGCACUUGGUUUGAGCAUCCUUCCCCAUGAGCUUGGGGAUGCUUCAGUUCUUGCCCUCCACACAGUUAUGGGUAGAUUCCAGGGGGCCAGCUGCAGCUCAGGGACAGAUUAUGACUGAGUUUUCAAAUGAAAAAGUCAGUCAGUGACUCCACAGGACUUCUACCAUUAAAACUAAAGAAACAGACUCACAUAGGUGGUUUGAAUUGUCCAAAGUUGCCCACCCAACUAGUGGCAAAAUUCUCAGCAAGUUGUGAAUGAGGAAUCCAUGCUAUGAUGCGGUUUCUCCCUGAUGGCUAGUCAAAAAAGUAUCAUUAAUCAUUUACUCAUUUACUCAUUUGUACACUAAAGAACAUGUCUAGGGCUGCCUUUGCUUUUGGCAAAUUCUGCUCUUUAUUCCUAUCCUCCUUACCUGCUGGAGAUAUUUGGAGGUCCCACAACAAUGGCUAACCAAUAAAUCCAUGCAAGCAUUUGAACCUCCACUCCCUUGUUGCUGUGAGAGACAUCACUUAUAGACACUUGCUGUUGUGCCACAGUCUCAAAAUCUCUGAAUAGGCACUCUAAGCAGUGAUGAACACACAGGGUUUGAAACAUUUAUCACCUCUAUGCCUAAAAUAGUUUUUCUCACAUUUUUUCUAUGUAUAUCAAGGUUGCUACAGUGGAUAACUAACUAUCUUUUUGGUGGGGGGUGGGUGCUGGUAUUUGAAUGGUACCCUAGGAAUGGGAGAAGAAAGGAGCAAGUUAGAAAACAAGCUUCAUCUAAAGACUCUCAUGUCAGUGUGGACCUUGGUGACAAUCCUGCUUUGUUAAAGCAAAAACUCUGUGAAAGGGUGAGUCUGUUUAGAAGAAAAAGCAAAGACUGAGGUACUGUGAAUGGAGAGCUUCAGCUAAGAGGAGGCUCUGUCCCUUUUCAGAGCCAAAGGAAAUAAUACAACAAAAAGGAGGCUUCUUUGGAGACCUAAGUCUAUUGGAUGUAAACAAGAUGUUGUAUUUAGGGAUGUUCUGUGUUUCUUUCUUUUUUGAAGUUGUCAUCAAUUGCUUUACUAAGAUUUUUAAAUAGUGAAAACCUCGUGUUUAGACUUUGGUGGAAGAUGGACGCAGGGCCCUGUCUUAUGGGUCACGUGGCUUUGGUGAGUGAGAAGACCUAAACUCCUGGCCAUCAUCUCUUAUCCAAUACUUAGCAGUUGGGGAUUAAACCAUCCUUGCCUUCAGUUCUCUCCAAUAUUACUAGGCCCAACUCAGUCUUCAGUGAUUUUAAACAGUAUUGACAUCAUCUGUAAAACCAUCUAUGACAUGAGUUUUGAGUAAAACCAUCUAUGACAUGAGUUUUAAGAAACAAUAAUGGGGGAAAAUAUUUGGGACCAAGCUGAAGCACUGAUCCUGCUAAGUUAAAGACUUCUUUCCAGUCCAAGGCAGGCCUGAAUCAACUGUCUUUAAAUCAACUGUCUUUAAAUAAAAUUUUAAGUGAUGCUGUAUUAUAUAUAGGAAAAAAUGCUUAAAAUCCUGUCAUUUAGAACAGUGAAAAGUAUCUUUUGAGAUUAAACUGACUCUUUACUGUAGGGAAAAAAAAUUACUCUGUGUUUACAGAUUCAUUGCUGUGGUCGGGCCAUUUUUAAGGGAAGAGUUAUUUAAUAUAAAUAGUCCCUGAUUUUAAGUUCUGUUUAAUGUUCAUUCCCCUUCCAAGAACAAAGUGGUGAUUUUUGGUUAGGGUGAUCACCCUCUUAAAAUUGGCAGUGCUGUUCCUUGUGCUGCCCCUGUCUUUUCCUCUGAUGGCAUUUUUUUUUUUUUUUAACACAGGUUGAAACAUUUCAUCUAUUAUCUCUGCCUCAUUUCUGGAGGGUUGUGUAUCAGUUCUCUAACACUUGUUCCUGAGAACUAAAGGUCUUUUUUAUUCUUAUUUCCUCUCUCAUAAACAUUUGGUGACCUUUUACCAAGUGGUGAGUUAGGUUUUUUAAAAUAAAAUGUUCAUUGUAUUUGAAGUUUUCCUCGUAGUUCAUGAAAUGACUUGGGGCAGGGCCUGGGGGGUUCUCAAGGGAGGAAAUGUUUUGGUUAUUUACACACUGAACUACAAGAUGGGAUCCUAGCAGGAAACUCAGCCUCCUUGAAUCAAAGAGCAUAGAUAAGGCUGAAAGCAAAUUUUAGUUGUACAGUUAACAACAUACCAAAGACACAGGAAACAUCUGCAGAAAUUGAUCAUAUAUAAGUGAAUGAAAAAUCAGUACUCCUCC